AUGUCUAUCAUUCACAUUAAGGAUUAAGCUGGUUUUGACAAGGAAGUUUUACAAGCUAAAAACCCUGUUUUAGUUGAUUUCUACGCUGACUGGUGUCCUCCUUGCAGAGCCCUUGGCAAGGUUUUCGAACAACUCAUUUAAGAAAGCAACGGUUGGAAUAUUGUUAAGCUUAAUUGUGAUGACGCUGGUGUUAAGUCCAUUGCUUAAUCUCACAGUGUUUCUGGUAUUCCCGCUGUUUUCUUCUACAACUAAGGAAAGUUAGAUGCUGCUCACAGCUUUACUGGUUUCGAUUAAGGUAAACUCCAAAAAGCUAUUGACCAUGCCACUAGUCUUGCUAAGUGA
Molecule: messenger RNA, 342 nt
Organism: Tetrahymena thermophila SB210
Lineage: Eukaryota; Ciliophora; Oligohymenophorea; Hymenostomatida; Tetrahymenidae
Product: thioredoxin domain protein
Exons: 1
Biological process (GO): cell redox homeostasis
Molecular function (GO): protein-disulfide reductase activity
Source: RefSeq, a predicted model, not a curated record